AUGACAAACAUUACGCAUGUAGCAGUAGUGUUUGUAGACCCUCACAGCCAAGCACCCACAGAUGAGCAUGAGCCCUACCUAGACUUUUAUGAUAUGGACUAUGGGAUUCCUGCCGAGGAAAUGCCGGACACCACUCAGGGCCUGGCCUAUUUUGUGGCCACCAUUGUUAUCGGAGUGGUCCUUGUCUGCAUCAUGCUUGUGUGUGGCAUCGGUAACUUCCUGUUUAUAGCAACCCUGGCUCGCUACAAAAAGCUGCGAAAUCUCACCAACCUCCUGAUCGCAAAUUUGGCAGUCUCCGAUUUUCUUGUGGCAGUUGUGUGCUGCCCUUUCUUGGUGGAUUACUAUGUGGUGAAACAGCUGUCCUGGGACCAUGGAAAAGUGCUCUGUGCCUGCGUUAACUACCUCCGAACUGUGUCUCUCUACGUGUCCACCAAUGCCUUAUUGGCCAUCGCUGUAGACAGGUACAUGGCAAUCAUUCACCCAUUAAGGCCUAGGAUGAAACAUCAGACUGCAUACUGUUUGAUAACAGGUGUGUGGGUUGUUCCAGUCAUCAUAUCCAUACCAUCUGCUUACUUUACAUCUGCAACCAAAGUGCCUUAUGGUGCCAAUCGCAGUAAAACCUUCUGUGCUCAGAUCUGGACAGUGGACCAGCAACUUUACUACCGUUCCUACUUCCUUUUCAUUUUUGCCGUGGAGUUCCUGUGCCCUGUCCUGAGCAUGGCACUGUGCUACAUGCGCAUCUCCAGGGAGCUUUGGUUCAAUAGCGUGCCUGGUUUCCCGACAGAUCAGAUCCGGAAGCGGUUGCGUUGCCGGAGAAAGACAGUCAUGGUUCUUAUUGGGAUCCUCAUGGCAUACAUUAUCUGCUGGGCUCCUUAUUAUGGCUACACCAUCCUGCGUGACUUUUACCCAACACUCAUCUCCAGGGAGAAGAAUUCACUGGUAGCGUUUUACAUUAUCGAGUGCAUUGCCAUGAGCAACAGUAUGAUCAACACCUUCUGCUUUGUCAGCGUGAAGAAUAACACAGCAGUGUACUUCAAGAGGAUUGUGCUGCUACGCUGGAAAUCCACUUACACUUCUAGGAAGACGGAUGUGAGGACACUGUCCAUGCCUGUGACUGAGGAAAUUGAUUGCAUACAGCUGGGAUGAA
Messenger RNA from Tachysurus vachellii, 1147 nucleotides. RefSeq names its product prokineticin receptor 1b (gene prokr1b). The record is from RefSeq and is a predicted model, not a curated record. Gene Ontology annotation, cellular component: membrane. Lineage: Eukaryota; Metazoa; Chordata; Actinopteri; Siluriformes; Bagridae. Gene Ontology annotation, molecular function: neuropeptide Y receptor activity. Gene Ontology annotation, biological process: neuropeptide signaling pathway. The coding region runs from base 1 to 1146 and encodes 381 amino acids. The transcript has 2 exons.